Messenger RNA from Guillardia theta CCMP2712, 1200 nucleotides. Its product is annotated as geranylgeranyl pyrophosphate synthase. Gene Ontology annotation, cellular component: transferase complex. Bases 1 to 1200 code for a protein of 399 amino acids. The record is from RefSeq and is a predicted model, not a curated record. Lineage: Eukaryota; Cryptophyceae; Pyrenomonadales; Geminigeraceae. Gene Ontology annotation, molecular function: prenyltransferase activity. Gene Ontology annotation, biological process: ubiquinone biosynthetic process; isoprenoid biosynthetic process. The transcript has 6 exons.
AUGAAUGCUCUGUCUAACAAGGAGCAGCUGCUGGACCGAGAGAACGCUCACUCCGUCGGGCUGCUGCAGAACCCGUUCAACGCCCAGGGCUCGAGCGGAGCCUUUCCUGGCCUCCCUGAGCAUCUCAGCUUCGUCAAGAGCGUACCCGCAAGGCCAGGGACGCCUACCCUCAACCCCUGGAAGGACGGCGGGAAGUUCCCUGACGGAUGUCCGGAGGAUCCUUUCGCGCUGGUGAAGGAGGAGCUGUCGCCAUUCUCAGACAGCAUCAAAGACGUUGUUGACACAGACCACCCCAUCCUCUCGGAGGCCGCGAAGCAUUUCUUCGCCGAGAGGCAGGGGAAGCGCUUCAGGCCCACGAUCGUUAUGCUCAUGGCCAAGGCGACGGCACCCAACCCGAAGGAGCACAGGAGCGGGCCCGUGUACGAGAAGCAAGCGGAGCUCGGGCAGAUCACUGAAAUGAUCCACGUGGCGUCUCUGAUCCACGACGACGUGCUGGACGAGGCGGACACGCGACGAGGAGGGGAGUCAGUGCACAAGCUCUACUCGAACAAGGUUGCGGUGAUCGCUGGUGACUAUCUGCUUGCUCGAGCUUCUGUUGUGCUCGCUCGGUUGGAGAACACGGAAGUGACUGAGAUCAUGUCGACCGCUCUGGAGAGUUUGGUGCAGGGAGAGAUCAUGCAGAUCAAGACCGGAGAAGAUGACUUGCUAGACAUGAUGACAUACUUGAGGAAGAGCUACCACAAGACUGCCUCUCUUAUCUGUGACGCAUGCAAGUCCUGUGCCAUCCUUGCCGGGCAUGCAGCAGACAGCGAGGAGGCGAACGCGGCGGAGGAGUACGGAUAUCACCUCGGACUCUCCUAUCAGAUCAUCGACGACGUGCUGGACUUUACAGGGGCAUCGGACGUGCUGGGAAAGCCGGCCAUGGCUGACGUCAGUCUCGGACUCUCUACUGCUCCCGUGCUGUACGCGGCUGAGAGCAUAGCGGAGCUGAAGCCGAUGAUCAGGAGGAAGUUCAAGCAGGAGGGAGACGUUGAGAAGACGCUGAGGUUUGUCCUCCAGUCCGACGGCAUCGAGCGCGCCAAGUCUCUCGCUCUCUUCCAUGCUCAGCGGGCAGUCAACGCCAUCUGUCGCCUCCCUGAGUCCGAGGAGAGGAACGCGCUCAUCUCGCUUGCUCACAUGGUCCUUAGCCGCAAGUCCUAA